AUGGUUACAUUUUCUAAGCAGCUGGGGGACAGAUUUUCGGUGCAGUUCGUGGACACGUUUAGGUUCAUGUCGUGCGGGCUGGCCUCCCUCGCACAAAACCUACCUGCAUCGCAGUUCACUAACACGAUGGCAUUCUUCGAGCCCCAAUGUGCACAGCUCGUAAUGAGAAAAGGCGUCUUCCCAUACGAUCAUGUUGAUACGUGGGAGCGUCUUGAUGAGCGGCAACUGCCUCCCCAGGACUGCUUCUUUAAUAUUCUUACCGACUCUGACAUUAGUGAUGCUGAUUACGACCACGCCAAGACUGUCUGGGACACAUUCAAGUGCUCUACUUUAGGUGAGUAUAGUGAUGUGUACCUCAAGUCUGACGUCCUGAUCCUGUGCGACGUAUUUGAAAACUUCCGCACACUUUGCCUUUCUACGUAUGGCCUGGACUGUGCGCACUACAUCAGCGCCCCCGGAUUCUCGUUCGAUGCUAUGCUGAAGUACACUAAGGUGCAGCUUGAACUUCUUACAGACUACGACAAGUAUCUGUUUGUCGAGUCGGGAAUCCGGGGAGGUGUGGCGCAGUGCAUGAAGAGACACUGCGUGGCCAAUAACACCUAUGUGCCAGAAACCUACGAUGCGAGCAAACCAAUAACACACCUUCAGUAUCUUGAUGCCAACAACCUCUAUGGGUGGGCCAUGUCUUGCCCUCUGCCGCACAAUCAGUUUCAAUGGGUCGCCGACACAACCAUCGACUUUUCUGAUGUACCUGAUGACGGCCCCAUCGGUUACAUUGUGGAGUGCGACAUCGAGUACCCAGCAGCGUUUCAUUCGUCCCACCGCGACUUGCCCUUCCUUCCUGUGAGACAAUGCCCUUCAAAUACAUCUCAACCGAAACUCCUCACCACCCUUACCGACAAGUCCCACUAUGUUGUUCACCAUGUAAACCUCAAACAGGUCCUUUCCCACGGACUCCGCAUAACCAAGGUGCAUAGAGUCCUACAGUUCCAGCAGUCACCUUGGCUGAAACCAUAUAUUGACCUGAACACCAUCAAACGCCAGGCAGCACAGAAUGACUUUGAGCGGGACUUUUUCAAGCUGUGUAACAACUCUUGCUUCGGGAAACUUAUGGAGAAUCUUCGCAAGCGACAGAAGAUGGAGCUGGUGUGCAGUGAUGAGCGUCUGCGGAAACUUGUUGCACGUCCCACAUUCAAGGAUCGUACAGUUUACGACGACAGUCUGGUGUUGGUUCGUCUAUCUAAAGAUGAAAUUUUAUUCAACAAACCGAUAUAUGCAGGUUUCGCAGUUCUCGAUCUGUCGAAGAGUCUAAUGUACGACUUUCACUAUGGUACCAUGAAGCCCAAGUACCAGGAUGACAUUGAAUUGGCUUACAUGGAUACUGAUAGCUUCAUAUAUCACAUCCGGACAGUUAAUUUUUACCAGGAUCUCCAGAACGACCCCCAUCUUCUGCAGAAGUUCAACAUGAGUGGCUACCCCCCUGGUCAUGCACUACACUCGACUGCCAAUGCUAAGGUUGUUGGCAAGUUUAAAGAUGAGUGUAGUGGGAGGUCCAUGGCCGAGUUUGUUGGGCUACGUGCCAAGCUGUACGCUUUACGGUGUGCGGGGGUAGUUACUAAGAGAGCGAAGGGAAUCCAGAAGUGUGUUGUCAAGAAGACCAUCACCUUUGACGACUAUCUGAGGGCUCUUCGGCAGGAAGCGAGGCUGCGUGUCCAGACUGUCAGCGAUGCCGGCGCCUCCUAUCGCACCGCGCCCCGGCGGCACUCUCAAACUACCGGAGUUCGGAGGGCAGGAGCAUGA
Messenger RNA from Bacillus rossius redtenbacheri, 1800 nucleotides. RefSeq lists its product as uncharacterized. Gene Ontology annotation, biological process: DNA replication. The transcript is spliced from 2 exons. The record is from RefSeq and is a predicted model, not a curated record. Bases 1 to 1800 code for a protein of 599 amino acids. NCBI's taxonomy places the organism in Eukaryota, Metazoa, Arthropoda, Insecta, Phasmatodea, Bacillidae. Gene Ontology annotation, molecular function: DNA-directed DNA polymerase activity; DNA binding; nucleotide binding.